ACCCUGAUGUCAACUAGCACCCUGGAGCGACUGAAAAAGUUUAAAGAGAUCAGUGCUGCAUAUGAGGUGCUAUCAGAUGAUAAGAAGCGGGCUUUAUAUGAUCAAUAUGGUGAAGCUGGAGUUAAGAGCACGAUGAGUGGGGGAUCUUCAACCUAUACGGAUCAAGGGCUCAAGUGGACUGAAGAUUGGUCCUUUGGUACUUGCUGGGAGUUACACAUCAAGGAUUCCAGGUUAAGCUUGUAAAGUGCCUUGUGCAAAAUAUUGUGGUUGAUAUAUCCUUCAAUCAAUUAGGAGGGCUAUGUACGUUAUGCUUUCUUGAGCAGGUUGAUCGCCUCAUUGGCAAACAUCAUCUCUUUAAACGUAGUAUCAUACUGAUUAAGGCAUGGUGCUAUUGUGAGAGUCGAAUUCUCGGUGCCCAUCACGGUUUGAUAUCUACAUAUGGUUUGGUGACCUUAGUUCUUUUUAUCUACGUGUCAUUAUUUCAGGUGAAAGGAGAUUUGAUCCUAAGGGACCACAGUAUGCAAACAACACUUCAAAACUUAAUCUGAUCUCUCAAGUCAGUGGAGAUCGCUCCUUCACAUGGAGGAUAUCUUCGUAA
Molecule: messenger RNA, 598 nt
Organism: Rosa rugosa (rugosa rose)
Lineage: Eukaryota; Viridiplantae; Streptophyta; Magnoliopsida; Rosales; Rosaceae
Exons: 5
Coding region: 7-243 (78 amino acids)
Biological process (GO): protein refolding
Cellular component (GO): cytoplasm
Source: RefSeq, a predicted model, not a curated record